CCACAAUUCUCCGCGCAGAUCCGCUUUCCCUUCCUUGAGAGUUAAGAUGGCGGACCGGCGGCGACGGAGACGGCGCGCCUCUCAGGACAGCGAGGAGGAGGACGAGUCCGCCUCGGGCUCCGAGAGCGGGAGAUCCUCCUCGGCCGGCCGGAAGCCUCGCGGAAGAGAUCCCGAGCCGGUCGAAUCACCAGUGGAGCGCGUCGCCACCAAAAGAGACGAUGAGUCGGAGUGUGAAAGUGAAGAUGGUGUUGGUGAAGCAGUGCUAUCAGACUAUGACAGCGCUGAUCUGGAGGAGAAUGGAUCGCACACAGAGGGAGGAGAGGAUGAGGAGGAAGUAGAGCAUUUCAGUGAUGACGAGGCCUCACGUCCUGCAGCAGAACCGAAGCCCGCUGCAGAUGCCCCGACAGAAGAGCUUGGUGAAGUGGAGGAGAGAGAUGAAGAAGUCAAGGAGGUUAAAACAGAUGAGAAGGGGAAUCUAGCCGGGGAGCGACAGAGUGGAGAUGGACAGGAGAGCACAGAGGACCCUGAGAAUAAAUCGGGAAGUAAAGGCCAGAAGCUGGAUGAUGAUGAGGACAGGAAGAAUCCAGCAUACAUCCCCCGAAAAGGCCUUUUCUUUGAGCAUGACGUGAGAGGCCAGGCUACAGAGGAGGAGAGGCCUAAAGGCAGACACAGGAAGUUGUGGAAGGACGAGGGCCGAUGGGAACACGACAAGUUCCGUGAAGAGGAGCAGGCGCCAAAGUCCCGCGAAGAGCUUAUUGCUCUUUACGGUUAUGACAUCCGCAACGGCACAGGGCCGAGUGACGGACGAUCGUACCGCUCCCGAAAACCCAGAUAUGCUGGUUCACCCAGUCGGGAGCCUAGGCGCCACCGUGACGGAGAUAAGCCUGUGCGUACAACAUGGCAGGGGCCUCCACCUGGCCACCGCAAUGCCUCUCAGUCUGUUACCCUACAGUCAGGACCUCCUCCUGCUCCCCCUGCAGUACCCAAACCCUCCGGGCGACCCUUGACUCAACCUCCACAGCGCAGCUUCCAGGGCAGUCGAGCCUCGUCGGCCCCCCACAGGACAGAAGGUCGAGGGCACCUGAAGCCCAGUCUAGAUGGCCCGCCACCUCGAGGUGUGCGGCCACAGCCUGGGGAAGGUGAAAGGGGCCCAAGGCUCAGGGGCCGUGGCUCUCAUGCUGUUCAUGCUGACCGUAGCCCAGCUGUGGUGGUGGAGGACAUCCGCAGCGAGGAAGAAGAGGAAGAGGGUGAGAUUCCAACAGCCACGACUACAUACACUGCUCACCACUACAAGACGGAGAGAGAACGGGUUCCGUCACCACGAAAGCAAGAUCCGGGCCCAGCGAUGGAAGGGGGCAGUGCAGCUGGUCAGAUGAGAGAAUCAUCUCCGCCUCAAGAGAGGACGGUGGAGAAGAAAUCGUACUCGCUUGCGCGGAGGGCGACUCGAACGCGAACGUCUGAUCUCGGUAAGCAGGCGUCGUUAGAUGACUCUUCGCCUGCAGUCCAGCAAACCCCAGCGGCAGCAAAGAGCGAGUCAUGGCAAGAGCAUAGUGAUGCAGGAACACAAGGAGGACUAACAGGGCUCGACCAGGACCUGGCCCGCCUCAGUCUGGCGGGGCAAAACUGGGCCCAGAGCCCACCCUCCUACCUGCAGGCUGAGAUGAGAGGCAUCCGUAGUUCCAUGCACAUAGCAGGAGGCCCUCCACAGUAUGGAAACAUGGAGGAUAUGAGUGUUGGUGGUGGCCGAGCUAAGCGGUAUUCAUCACAGCGCCAGAGGCCAGUUCCUGAGCCUGCGCCCAUGCACAUAGGAGUCAUGGAGGGCCAUUAUUAUGAACCCAUGUCUUUCCAGGGACCAAUCUACACGCAUGGGGAAAGUCCAGCAGCCUUGCCCCCUCAGGGCAUGCUUGUUCAACCUGAGAUGCACCUGCCACACCCCACCCACCCCGGACACCCAGGCUUGCAUCCGCACCAGUCAGGAGGGCCCAUGCCCAAUCCUGCUCUUUACGCCGCUCCACCCGUUUCUUUGUCACCUGGGCAACCGCCUCCACAGCAGCUGCUACCCCCACCCUUCUACCCUCCACCAGGUGUCAUGACCUUUGGGAACACCAACUACCCGUACCCAGCUGGAGCUACGCUACCUCCAAUGUACCCCAACCCCCAGGCACAGUCACAGGUCUACGGUGGUGUGACGUACUACGACACGGUACAGCAGCAAGCUCAACCCAAACGCUCCCCGCCCCGACGUUCCUCUCAUCCCGUUACAGUCAGACCUCCCCCUCCUGAGAAGAAAAACUCAUACAGGUUCGGAACCACUUGAGUGUGAGACCAGAGCAGAAACCCCGCUGAGGAAAUUCGCUCCUAGCUGCCAGAGGGCGAGGAGGCCACGUGUCAGGACCAGCACCGCUUUUGUAUAAAUUGAAUUCACCAUUUAGGUUUUACCUUUUAGUUGUUUUAUUUUAUUUUCGCCUAGCUUAGUUUCACUGUCUUCAUCCAAGGUUCUGUUUGCAGGUUUUCCUUCCUUUGUACUUCCAUUCAUAACCGGAAAGUGUUUUACCGUUGUUCUGCUAUUCGUCUAGGAAUCAAAUAUGCGGUCUUAAACAGUGAGACUUUUUUUUUUUGUUUGUUUGUUUUGUUUUGUUUUUCAUGAACUCCUGUAUCCCUGAUGUCUCUUCUGACUGAAAUUGUACGAGGCGGCUGGACUUUUGAAUUUGAGUGUUUUAGUUGAUUUUCUUCCUUUUAAAUCGCCUUUUUCUCUGUUUUGCAAAUAUUUUUAUUAAAAAGGAGAAAAGCACUACAACAAACUCGAGUAUGUGAAAAGAUGGACCCGCAUUUUUAAAUCUGAACCAGCGGUUAAGAUGUAGUAUGAAAUCAGCCAGCAGACAGCUGUCAUACACCUUCAAAUGCACAAAUGAAAGCCCUUUUCGCAUGUUUGUCACUUUAAGACCGCUGUAUCGCUCUGACUGCUUAACCUGCCGUGAUGGUGCUAGUCCCACUUCACACUGGGACUGAACCGCUCAAACCUCCUCUUUCUGUCUGUCUGGCUGUCCCUUGUAUCUUUAACAUUGUACUGUUGAAUUCAAUACUGUAAUUCUAUUAAAGCGAAACGUUAACCUUGCCAGAUACUGACCUACUUGACAGUGGAACUCGCUUGAUUAGCUUUCUGUUGUAAGUGUACAUAUUAAAGUAUAUUGAAGCCAGUGGUUUAACGAAUAAUACUAAGAACUAGUCAUUUACGAAAUGCUGUCAAUAUGAACAAAGCAAGCAGGGAAACCUAGCCAAGCCUCUUUCACUUUGAAUUUAAUUUUUAAAAUUAGCAGUUAUUCAUUGUUUUUCUUUUUAUAAAUAGUUAUGGUUGCAAUUGUUUUCUUUGAGGCACACUGUACAGGCAUGCAUGGUUUUAUAGAUAUAUUUCUUUGUGAAAGCAAUUCUAGAUGGCAACUUUGGCUGUGAGCUGUUAUUCUUUGCCCCACUGUGGGAGUGCUAUGGAUGCAUCUUUUUAAAUCGUUCCCUUUAUGAUUGUUUCCCCCCCAAAAAAAAAACCUAACAGUAUAACUGAGAUGUCGUCGUUCCCAGCGUUGUUUAGACAUGGCUCAUAAAGACUAUUAGAAGAUGUUGUAUUCCGUUCUAUGCCUUAAAGAGUUCAUUGGUUUGACAUAUCUGUUUUUGUUUGAUUAGACCUGACAACACUGUGAGGGCUUGUAUGUUUCAUAGAUGUUUGAAUAAUAAUAAGUGUUUCAUUUUUGCGAUUUUUGUUUUGUGGAGCAAUGUCAGGAGAUAAAAUUAAACAAGAACUGAAUAUAA
Molecule: messenger RNA, 3801 nt
Organism: Ctenopharyngodon idella (grass carp)
Lineage: Eukaryota; Metazoa; Chordata; Actinopteri; Cypriniformes; Xenocyprididae
Gene: casc3
Product: casc3 exon junction complex subunit
Exons: 14
Coding region: 47-2317 (756 amino acids)
Biological process (GO): mRNA processing
Cellular component (GO): exon-exon junction complex
Molecular function (GO): mRNA binding
Source: RefSeq, a predicted model, not a curated record